AUGCUGAUGCUGUCAGGCCCCGCGAACAAGGUCCGCUUCUCCCCUGCGGGACCAGAAGCGACCUCACGCUCCUCCGCUGCCACGUGCCCACUGCGCACCCCGCCGCUACCCCAGCCCUCCGCUGCCGCCUCCGACAAGCCCCGCCCCGACACCACGCCCCGCCGCCCAAUCGCGGCCCGCCGCCGGGCCGCGCCCUCUGCACAGGGGCGAGGGAAGGGCGGGGCCGCGCUGCUCCUGAGCCGGAGGCCACGCCCACCCGCGCUCUCCCGCCCGCCUCGCGCGCGUGAGCGUGAUCGCCACCGCCGGGAGCCGGCGCGUGCGUGGCGGCACGCGCUCCCUGCGCGCCCCCGACGGGAAAGCGGGCACGCGCGCCGCGGCCCCGGACGUCGUGAGCGCGUCACCGCGUUCACACCGUCCGUGCACAGAGACCCCCGUGUGUGUGCGCACACCCUACACACAUCCCAGCUGCAGGGCGCAGGGCGGGCUGUAGGUUUCGGUUCAGGUCGGGUUGCAGACCCAGGUGCAGGUGCAGAAGCAGGAAUGGACAAGCAGCUGCGGGAGCUGCGGCUGCAGGAGGAGAGGGCCUUCCUGCAGAGCAUGGCAAGGGAGGAGGACACCAAGCAGCCCCCUAGCUGGUGGGAGAGCCGGGCACCAGCCAUCAUCCCUGAGCCCCUUGCCAGUGAUGCUGUGCUCUGUGUGCCCAACAGCCCCAAAUUUCACAGGGAUCUUGGCCUGAUCACGGAGGCAGUGGCACGCAGCGAGUUUCUACAACACCUGGGAGAAAGCUGCCUUGAGGUCCUGGCCCAGAGCUUUGUAACUGUCCAGCACAGCCCUGGGGACACGGUGCUGGCUGAGGGCACUGAAGGCACCACCAUGUAUAUUGUGGCAGAGGGGCAGCUCAGCGUGAGCCAGCGCGGCCACCAGCUCCGCACCCUGGGACCAGGGGAAGUGUUUGGGGAGCUGGCCAUCCUCUACAACUGCAAGCGCACGGCCACCGUGCAGGCACUCAGCCCCGUGCGCCUCUGGGCCAUCGACCGGCAGCGGUACCGGGCCAUUGCCACCAGCAAUGCCAAGCAGAGACAGGCCGAGAUCCUGGGCUCCCUGCGGACGGUGCAUUGGCUGCAGGACCUCUCUGACAGCCAUCUCUGCAAGCUGCUGGAUGCCAUGGAGGAGUGCACCUUCAAGCCCGGUCACAUCAUUAUUCAUGAAGGUGAUGAGGGGGAAAGCUUCUACAUCAUCCUGAAGGGUGAGGUGCGGGUGACCCAGCGAGUGGAUGGGCAAGAGAAGCUGCUCCGUGUCCUGGGUGCUGGGCAGCGCUUUGGGGAGCUCUCUCUGCUGCGCAACAGCCCCCGCACAGCAUCGUGCCAGGCCCAGGGACAUGUCACCUGUGUCACCGUGGCCAAAGAAGACUUCCUGGAGAUCAGCCCCUAUUGCCCUCCCCAUCCUGCAGAGCUGGGCUGCCGUUCCUCGAGCCUGGGGCAGCCACAAGCUGUGCCGCUGCAGCUGGAGGAGCUGGUGGCUGUGCGCUACCAGGAGGGGGAGCGGCAGGGCCAGUGCGUUGUCCUGGGCACCGGCAGCUUCGGACGGGUUGAUCUGGUGCGGUGCCAGGAGCAGCUCUUCGCGCUGAAGCGGAUCCGCAAGGACUGGGUGGUGCGGAAGCAGCAGCAGGAGCACGUGUGGACAGAACGGCGAGUGCUGGCAGGCAGCCGCAGCCCCUUUGUGGUAAGGCUUUUCAGUACGUUCCGGGACAGGCACUACGUCUAUCUGCUGCUGGAGUUCUGCCAGGGCGGAGAACUGUGGACCAAGCUGCGUGAGAUGCGGUGCUUCGAGGAGCCAGUGGCUGUGUUCUGCUGUGCCUGCGUGGUUGAGGCCCUUGAGUACCUGCACAGCCAUGGCAUUGUCUACCGUGACCUGAAGCCUGAGAACCUCAUGCUGGACCAGCGUGGCUAUGUCAAGCUGGUAGACUUCGGCUUUGCUAAGGAGCUGGGGCGGGGGGAGAAGACAUUCUCCUUCUGUGGAACCCCCGAGUACCUGGCUCCUGAGAUCCUGCGCCAGGAGGGCCACGACUUUGCCGUUGACUUCUGGAUGCUGGGUGUGCUUGCCUUUGAGUUGCUGGUAGGCAGGCCACCCUUCCACAGUGCUGACCCCCAGCAGAUCUACAGCCGCAUCUUGGAUGGAGUAUUCUCCUUCCCAGCCUUCCUUGGCGAGGCUGCCUGCUCCCUCAUCAGCAAGCUCUGCAGGCGUCGCCCAGGACAGCGCUUGGGGAACACGGCCAGCGGCAUCCGCGGCAUCAAGAAGCACAGAUGGUUCGGUGCCCUGAAGUGGAGGAAGCUCUUGCUGGGGCAGCUGGAGGCACCCACCCUGUGCCUCAUCAAGGAGGGACCGCCCUAUGUCAACUUCAAGCGCUACUCAGUGGACUUGACACCAGUGGAGGACGAGUUCUCAGGCUGGGACGAGGACUUCUGA
This is a messenger RNA of Indicator indicator, 2466 nucleotides long. Its product is annotated as cGMP-dependent protein kinase 1-like. Gene Ontology annotation, molecular function: cGMP-dependent protein kinase activity; ATP binding. The coding region runs from base 1 to 2466 and encodes 821 amino acids. The record is from RefSeq and is a predicted model, not a curated record. The transcript is spliced from 19 exons. Gene Ontology annotation, biological process: protein phosphorylation. NCBI's taxonomy places the organism in Eukaryota, Metazoa, Chordata, Aves, Piciformes, Indicatoridae.